GUGUGGAGGGAGGUGGAUGCAGAGAGCUGCCCGUGUCACCCCCCUUUCUUUCGCUCAGCCAAUCGCGCGCGCGCUCCUCGAGUCGCACGGAAUAGCCCAAAAAUCUCAACGCAGCCGCUCCGCUCUCUCAAUGCCCGAUCCUUCUUCCACCCACACGGCAGCUGGAAAGAGGCGGAGUGAGACUGCAGGACCGGGGAAGACACUUGCAAGACCAAGGAGCGGGUGGUCGAGGGGGUCACUAAUGCAGUGGUAGUGCGACAAGGCUCUAAAGGGAGGGGGUCGGGGGCUAACUCGGUUUCUACAAAAGAAAUCGUGGGGAAAAAAAAGUUUGAUAUUUUCUCCGAACAGUCGUCCGUGCGUGGUCUUUGAAUUAAAAUAUUUUUUGUCGGGGGGGGAGGGGGGCACAGGCGUCUCACUCCAUUCUCGGGCUGUUGCCGACAUGGGGGGGGGGCGGUGAUGGUUGUGAAGACUGAAGAGUGAACAGUGCGCGACCACCGCUCUUCACGAGGCUCCCUCGUACCGGGGCUGGCGAUUGGCCACGCUUUCAAAUCUCACGAACAACGUUCGAUUUUUUUUUCUCACGCGCGCGCGCGUGUGUGCGUGUGCGUUGGAGGCGGCGGCGGGGGUGGGGGGUGCGGUGUGAAAGCAGCGGUAGUAAGACUGGAGAUUGGUGGCAGUUCUAGCCACGCAGAUAGGGAGUUGAGUGGCCGGGGACGGCUGCUCCUCCUGCAAGGUGACACGCUGGCGCACCUCCAGGACAUCCGCUGUCUCUUUGAGGCGGCGCGCUGCACCGCCAAACUGCCCGCCAGCCUCGGCGACAUGGACAUCUUGACUCUGCUCGACACGAUCAAGAAUGGGAAGUUUGCCCUGCUCGGAUGCUCAGCAGGUCCACCGUUGCCCCUCCAGCGGAAUGGCAUCGCCAUGCCCUCCCGACCCGAGCUACCCCACUUGGGUGACGGCGACGGUGGCGGCGGCGAUGGGGUCAGGAUGCGCCCUCCCCCGGUGGAGGUGGACGAGGACGAAGUGCAGGCGCAGCCGCUGGCGCUCACCAUGCACAACAAGCCCGCGGCGCCGUCCUCCGCUCCCGUGCCCAUGGUGACGUCGCCCACCGGGGGAGGCCCUCCGGCGAGCCCCGGCAAGCGCAAGUUCACCAGGCCGCAGGCAGACGGCGUCUCGCAGCAGGGCAGCGUGGAGAGCGAGGACGAGGAGGACCCUGCCACCAAGGCCAGCCGCCUCAUGCCACUCAACCUGAGCAAGUCGGCGAGCGUGGACUACAUCCGCGAGCGGGAGAAGGCGCGAGGACACAGCCCGCUGGUGCGCAGCGCCUCCCUGCCGCCUCGCCACCUGGCCGGCGCCGCGGCGUACCGCUACGCGGGGCCCUCCAGCAGCCCGGGGCUCGCCGUGUCGCCCAACCCGGGGCCCUCCAGCCCGGGGCUCGCCGUGUCGCCCAACCCGGGGCCCUCCAGCCCGGGCGAGGCGGCACGCUCCGGGGCGCCGUUCCUCCGCGCCGGCACCCUCCCCGCCUUCCUGCUGCAGCAGAUGAGGCCGUCCGUCAUCACCUGCGCCCCGGGCGCGUCGACGCACCGCAACAACGGGCGCCACGUUUCCAGGCCGAUCUCCGUCUCCAAUGGGCUGAGCACGAGCCACCGCCGAGAGCCCAGUGCAUCCAUGAGCUCGGACCCCGUGGUGGAGGAGCACUUCCGCCGCAGUCUGGGCCGUGACUACCGGGAUCCGGCGGCCACGGUGACGGCAGCGGCGGCGGGGGUGGCGGCUGGGGCGGCGUCGUGCCGUCCCGGCGACCCGACGCUGGCCUCCAACCGCGUGUCGGUCACGGGCUCGGUGGACGACCACUUCAUGCGAGCGCUGGGCGACACGUGGCUGCGGCUGCGUUCGCCGGGCAGCGGCAGCUCCGGCGACGACCAGAGUCCUCACCCGGCGUCGCCGCCGUUCCCCUUCUCGCCGCCACCGCUGCUGCUGCUGCCACCGCCUGCGGUCCGGUCCGAGUCCGGCGUUCGGGCGUACGGGGGGCAGACGGCGGCGGUAUCGGUGUCGCCGCACCGUCCCAGCCACAGGGCGCCCUCCCCCCGCGUGCUGCUGUGAAGAGCGCAAAAACGAAAUUCAAACGAUGACAAUAAAGAAACGGCCGCUCCGUCAGCGUUGAAGUCCCGGCAGGGGCAUGAACUGUUGACCGAGUCCCCAGUGCACCGUGGGCCGUGUUCUCGCACUCCGCGGUACCGCACGUUUCUUCUCGUUAUUUCCCUCGUUUCAGUUUUCUAAGUUUCCUUCCCGAGUCUGAAAAUCACUCCCCGGCGCAACGCGCAUGGAGGCCACCCGCACCGCAUGAAUAAAACGCUGCCACGAUCGGAAUCUUAAAUCCAUGGAAAUGUCUUUAAAUCUGUCCUCCACUCACGCCUACCUUCCUUCACCGCUGACUCGCUCGUGGGAGACCGAUGCGAUUGGAAAGUGUGUUGUAAUUUGUUUUUUUUAUACUGGAACUUUUUUUUUUACAUUCUGUACUCUCAAGUAAAUAAUUAUCUGGAAUACUUGGGUAUUCUAUUAUUUUUAUGAAAACUAUCUUCAAGUUUCUUUUAGUUUUUUGUAUACACCCUGUUAUGUUCAAGAGAGAUUUGGAUCUUUACGACUGAAACUUUUUUCGUGGCGAUGUUUAAAAACGUUUAAUUUGAUCGUCACACGAUUUGAGUAAACAAAACGAAAACUUACAAUAGCGGCGGUCAAGUUUGAGCUUCAGAGGUGAUUAAACGGCUUGUUAAGAAUAUUUAAUCAUCCAUUAUGAAGAAAAAGCCCAAAUCCGUUUUAAUCACGGUUGUGCUGCGCAGCUCUCCGAUGUGUUUUUGGGUCAUACCGCCUGUUUGCUCCUUUGCUGAAGAAGCUCCCAGCACGUGGAAGCAAAACGUCGGACACCAGGCCAAACAAUGCGUGCGGCUCAAACCUGAAAUCGCACCGGAGAGUUGCACCAUUUUUUUUUGUUUAAUUUUGUUGUCAAAGGGAUGCCUGAAAGAAACGCCGUUUGUACUGCCAUCAUAAAACUUGUGGUGGCCAUUUGCCAUCAGACCUCGUUGAGGUUUUGGAACUCUGUACAUUUCAUUGCAUUAAGUGCGUGCUUGUGCUUUGGGUACUUUUGCACUAAAAUAAGGGGGAGGUAAGUUAUUAAUGAGGACGUCUGUCGCAUUUCAGAAUGUUGUGUACUGCUUAUACUGUCAGUUUGGAUUGAAUUGACGAUGCUGGAAUUGGUAACCGGCGGGAACUUCCAGUGUCGCACCAGCUUGUCGUCUGGUGUUUGACACAGGUUAAAGUGCGUACUGCCAUAUACAGACUUUUAAACGAACGAACCAAAACAUAUACAUGCGAGCCGCAUUAGAACUAGAGCUGGGCCACCCAACUAUUUCAAUGAUCCGCUACUCAAUCACUGAAACAGUUGGGGAGAAGAAAAAUGAUCACCUCUAGUCCAUCAACGCCCCGCUGGACGGAAAGGUGACAGGCACCUUUUGAAGGGGACCCGGGUAAAUUAGUCAAUUAUAUUAUCCAGUCGAUUAAUUGGCCAAAUUGACUUUGUAUCCCAGCUCCAGUUGUACAAACUCUAUUGAAACUUCACUUCCAGCCUUCACCUCAAGUAUUAGAAAGGGUAUAGAUGUGGUCCAUCAUCCAUCCAGUCCUCCGUUGGCACUGCCCAAAUCCCGUGUCCAGAUAUUUCAUCAGAAUUUGGAUGCCGUUUUCAACUUUGCCGUUUUAACACGCAGUGCGUGGAUGUCGAUUGAUCUUUAAAAUGACAGCCCCCCCUUUCUUCCUGGAAAGGUCACGCAAAGUGAGGACUUCUUCCUUUGGUCCCAUUUUCAUAGGCUUUAGGUUUGGUGUCGCGAUAUUGUCGUUAUCUGUACCGUAUUACACUUUAUAUAUAUAUACCUACGUAUUAAUUUUCAAACUAAUAGACAAACGUGAAUGUGAGGCUGGAACGCGAUCAAAUAAUGCUUCCGCCAGAUUAUCUCAUUCAUGCGGCCGUUUUUAAAAAAUAUAUAUUUUGGGACCAUUUUGUCAAAAAACGAACAUUCCAACAUCUACGCUUCGCGAUGUCGCAAGGAUGGCCAAGCAGAGCUGUAGCCUUUGUCCCCGAAAGCUUGAAUGCAUUUAAUGCCCUGGAUUACCUACCGUUGCCCAUCGGUAACUUUUAAUCUGUAAAUCAUUUUAUAGCAUUUGUAAAAUCGUUACGGCUAGGCUGGUGUCCAGCGUGUGGAGUUGAUUUCCAAGUCUUGCGUUCCUGCUACGGACGCUUUUUUACUUUCAGUCGAAAUGUCAUCGGUUCGGUUUCUGCUGUUUGACAACUGCAGGCAUUUUUAAAAAAUAAAUAAUAAUGUAUGUGUUUUUUUGUUUGUUUGUUAAAGCAGCCUUGUAAACCUCUGGUCCUCGAUGGGACCGCCAAGAUAUCUUUCGUUUGUACGGCUGUUGUUGGGUUUUGGGAUAGCCGGCGCCGAGCAUGGCAUGAGUAGCCGGUUAUUGUUGUUGGAAUAAUGGCUCUGUGUGGGCCGGGUUUGAGUUUGGUUAAGUUGGGGGGUGGGGCGCUGGAUGAGUGUAAGGGGUACAAAUAAUUAAGAUAAAGGGCGGGGUGCGGGGAAAAAUGUUGAACAUUUCAAAAAAAUACAAGGGGCUAAAAAGUUAUGGUUUACAUGGCCACAGCUGCGUGUGUGUGUCUGAAAUACAAAUGUGCUGAAUCCCAUGCAACCCUUAGCUAAUGCUGGACAUGACGAAGCAUUACCAGACGUAAAGUUUUUGUUUUUAUAUAAAUUUUCAAGUUUAUAUUAUAAUUUGUUUUGUGGAUUCAUACCUAGGCACAUAUAGUUUUUUUUAUUUUUAGACUUAAAAGUAUGGCUGUGUUUUUUUUUCAUUGCACCCUUGGGCAGUUAUUCCUGAGUGCAGGAACAACAGAGAAAACUGGCUCAUGGUCUACAGCUCUUGUGUACAAAAAACGCACGCUCGUAUGCGAUUCCUCCGUUCGUUACAGCUCUUUUCCCACUUGCACAACCGAGCCAUGCUGCGGCUGUGCCGAGCAAGCGCGGCGUGGGUCAGGAGAGCACGGGCUUUGCUUUUCCACUGCACUAAGCUGAGCUGUGCCGUUGACGCCGCACACGAUUCGUGAUGCUCGGACGCAUCCAGGUGACGAGGUGACGUUGGUUCAAGAGUUGUACCGACCGAUGUCACGCGCGCUCACACCGGUCAUUAGCACCGCCCCAUACGUGGCUUGGCCCUGAGCCAGAUUCAGAUGUCUUGUGAGGCCAGAGUAGCACGGUUUGGGUCUGUCCUGGCUUGGUGGAAAACUACCCGUCGCCGUUCUGGCCCCCCGUACUGGCAUGUGUCGGAUGAGCAAAGCGUAAGAGGGGAACUAGUUUAGCUUUUCAAGGGCAGGUGAAUAGAUUUGAUUCAAAUGUUGAGAGAUGCCCUUACAGCAUGCUUUAUUUGAAUUAGUACUUGAGAUGCAAAAUCUGCCUUUCUUGAUUAUUGCUGUCGCUUCAUUAAGGGAGGGGGAGGGGUGUGGGUGGCAAAGGGUGACUAUUUUUGCCGAUACAUUCUAUUUUUUACACAACGUAAUUCUGGGGGUUUGGGGGGGGGGGGAUCGAAAUUGCAUGUGACCUGCACAUUUUUAAACAUUCAAAUAAAACUCUGUGUGCGAGCGAGCGAACGCGGGUGAUACAUCUGCUCGAAAAAAAUCCAGACUCCACAAAAGGGGCACAUGUCCUAAUUUCACAUUGGGGCUCAAUGGAGCCAGAUUAAAUAUAAAUGGGAAAGUAUAUAUAAAUUUAUUUUUGCCGGUUGCAGAAAAGCCUGGGUGCAUUUACAAUCACGUUAGCAAGGAAGCGCUACUCUAAUGCUUGAAUGUCUUCGGUCUUCAUUGCGAUUCGUUUUAUUUUUUUACAAAAUGUUGCUUUUUUUUAGUGCUUUGUACAUGCAGGCAUUAUGAACAAUAAAGCUCGGAUACAAAGGUA
Messenger RNA from Petromyzon marinus (sea lamprey), 5993 nucleotides. RefSeq names its product transcription cofactor vestigial-like protein 4. Gene Ontology annotation, molecular function: transcription coactivator binding. Gene Ontology annotation, biological process: negative regulation of DNA-templated transcription. The record is from RefSeq and is a predicted model, not a curated record. Lineage: Eukaryota; Metazoa; Chordata; Hyperoartia; Petromyzontiformes; Petromyzontidae.